Eurytemora carolleeae is the source of this 2478-nucleotide messenger RNA. Its product is annotated as zinc finger protein 26. Gene Ontology annotation, cellular component: nucleus. Gene Ontology annotation, biological process: regulation of transcription by RNA polymerase II. The record is from RefSeq and is a predicted model, not a curated record. The transcript has 22 exons. Bases 1 to 2157 code for a protein of 718 amino acids. NCBI's taxonomy places the organism in Eukaryota, Metazoa, Arthropoda, Copepoda, Calanoida, Temoridae. Gene Ontology annotation, molecular function: RNA polymerase II transcription regulatory region sequence-specific DNA binding; DNA-binding transcription factor activity, RNA polymerase II-specific.
AUGUUACAGGAAGAUACUACAGAACUAAAAGCUGAGCUGGUCAGAAAAGAUGAACUCAUCAGGAAGCACUAUGAUAAACUGGUUCAGUGGCAGAAUAUGUUGGCAGAUGUGCAGGGAGUCCAGCCGUCUAGUUCCUCUGUGAGACCCCAAGGUGGACCUGGAAUGCUUCAGUUGGGACCUCCUGGUGGUCCAGGGAUACCUCCUCAGGGACUUCCUGGGGCUCCUCAUUCAUCCUUUGGUCCAGGGGGCUUCAACAGAAUGCCAGGACCUCAGAUGUACGGUGGAGGCCAAUCCUUGCAAGGUCCUUUAGCAUACCUAGAGAGGACAACCUCAAAUAUCGGAGGACCAAUUCCUAACUCGAUGCCUGGAGGGAUGACCAGCAUGGGAAUGGGGGGCAUGGGUAGUAUGGGAGGCGGGGGGAUGGGAAUGGGAGGAGGUGGAGGAAGUAUGAAUAUUUUCAGAUUAAAAAUGGAGGAUUUAUCGUCCGCCGAAGUUGUUAGAUUUCGGAGUAAAAUCAGUUUAGGUAUGCUGCUAGAGGAUCAAUGGAAGAAUGGAACAUUUCAAACAGUUAAACUAAUUUGCAAGGACAAAGAGAAAAUGUCUCUGAACCCCAUGUUCUUAAAUCUUCUUUUCCCAGUCAUGUUAGAUAAGAUAAAUCUGGAGCUGCAUGAUAUUAUUCUGCUUCCUAUGCACGAUAAAUCUUCAAUUAAAUUUUCAAUCAACCAAUUACUCAGUUUGUGUCCUGAAGAACAGGAGAUGAAACCAAGCAGGAGCAGGAGCAGCAUUAAAAUGGAAACAGCAUUGUCUGUUCCUAAGAACAGCGAGGGCAAUCAGUUUCGUGAUCCUGAAAACGAUCCUGCGUUGUUUUUGGACCAAACUGGUGAAGCCUAUGACGAUAAUGAUAAUGCUGAUGAUUAUGAAGAGGUUGGUGAACCCCCUCACCAGCCAACUCUAAUGAAAGAGAAAAAGAAAAUCAGGAAAUCUGUUAUUUGGGAUUUCUUUACGCAAGUCGAAAACAACUAUGUUAGCUGCAAGGAGUGUGAAGCUAAACUGUCAGCUAAGAAUGCUAGCUCUAAAUCUUUAGUGGUUCAUCUCAAAUCUAAGCAUCCAGUCUUGAAUUCAUCUUAUGAAGAGCUGAAGAGAAAACAGGACUCUAGUAAAGCAGAGUUUUUGGCUCAACCUCAGCACACUUUGCGAAAUACAGAGAAGAGAUCUGUUGCCUGGAAGUUCUUUAAACCUGUCUCCUCCGAGAAAGCUUGUUGUUUACAGUGCUCUGCUAUAAUCUCAACUAAAGUUGGAUCCACUAAAGGAUUGAUAACUCACAUAAAAGCAUUUCAUCCUGCUCAGUAUUCUGAAUUCUUGACUAACAAGACAGCUGGAAAAGAUAAAUCAAGUGAUAAACGGAACCCGAAAGAUGGUAAACAGGAACCAAUACAGAGCGCUCAGUGUGCUCUGUGCUCAGACCGCUUUAGUGACGAGGAAAUUAUGGGAUGUCCCUUAAGAAAAUGCCACGCACGGUUCCACUAUAGGUGUAAACCUCCACUGUUCAAUGGAUUGGAUGGUCUAGAGUUCUGCCCAAUAUGUUCUGCUAGGGAGAACAAGAAGUAUAGACUAUGCACUGAAUGUGGAAAAUCAGUGCAGAAUAUUUCAAAGCAUUUGAACAUGCAUCGAGGAAUUAAACCAGACCGUCUCCAAUGCCAUAUUUGCGAGAAAACACUUUGCUCGGCAAAUGCGCUCAAAGUUCACGUGGAAACAAUUCAUGAAGGUAUCCGAAGAUUUUCCUGCAAGUUUUGUGAGAAUUCAUUUAUCUACAGUUCACACUUGAAAAGACAUAUUCUAGUGGUGCAUCAUAACUAUAAAAACCCCAAGGCAAUUUGUCCUGAGUGUGAUAAACAGUUUAAAUUUAUUUCAACAAUGAGAAGACACAGAAGAGUAGAACAUCUGGGUGAGGUGGUACAGAAGAAAUAUUUCUGCUCACAAUGUAAACAGAUGUUUUUUAAGGAGUCUCUGUUAACUGCACAUUUAAAGGAACAGCAUGGAAUACAACAUCCGAGGAGGAAGACAGGGAAAGCCAGAGAUUCACUUGUGGAUAGAAGAUCUAUAUUAGAUGAGUAUCCAAACCUAAUUAAGCCUGAAGAUCUAGAUUUCCAAACCUGAUAAAACCAGAAGAUCAAGAUUUUCAAACCAGAUAAAACCAGAAGAUAUAGAUUUCCAAUCCAGAUGAAACCAGAAGAUCUAGAUUUCCAAACCUAAUUAAACCAGAAGAUCUAGAUUCCCAAAUCGGAUAAAAUCAGAAGAUCUAGAUUUCCAAACCUGAAAAAAAAACCAAAAGAUCUAGAUUUCCAGACCUGAAAAAACCAAAAGAUCUGGAUUUCCGAACCUGAUGAAACCUUCUAGACUUCCAAACCGUUUUCUCUAUUCAUACAAAUUAUCUCCUUAAUUCUUAAUCCUGUCCUGUAGCAUGAAUUGUUUUUCAGA